Molecule: messenger RNA, 1539 nt
Organism: Aspergillus puulaauensis
Lineage: Eukaryota; Fungi; Ascomycota; Eurotiomycetes; Eurotiales; Aspergillaceae
Exons: 7
Coding region: 1-1539 (512 amino acids)
Molecular function (GO): oxidoreductase activity
Source: RefSeq, a predicted model, not a curated record
AUGAAGCCAACAACUGCCCUUCUCGGGUCCCUUCUGGGUGUCCUCGGAACCCACGCACAGGAUACAUGUGAACGAACCAAGGUCGCUGUUCUAGGUGCUGGUGUUGCUGGAGUCCAGGCAGCGCAUUCACUCGCAAACAACGGCGUCGAUGACUUCGUUGUCCUCGAGUACCAAGACCGCAUUGGCGGGCGCAUGCACGAUGUCCCUUUCGGAGAAGGACCUGAUGGGAAGCCCUAUAUCGUCGAGGCAGGGGCCAACUGGGUACAAGGUACCGUUACUGACGGGGGCCCUGAAAACCCUAUACACACUCUGGCCGAGAAGAACAAUAUUACAUGGCUUUUAACCGAUCAAACAUCCCUCGCCAUGUUCGAUAACAACGGCCCGACGGAUUUCGGAUAUGCCAUCGAAGAGUUCGAAGACGCCAUGGAAAGGGUCGGCCGCGAUGCCGGCGCUCUGCUGGUCGACAAUCUCCAAGACCGAACCUACCGCUCGGGGUUUCGCUACUUGGGCUGGAAUCCAGCCAAGAACGACUCCUACCGCCAGACCGCGGAGUGGUGGCUCUUUGAUGGCGAAUUCGUGUAUACGCCCGAGGAGAGCUCGGAGAUCUUCACGUCUGUUGCGGAAAACGCGACGUUCAACUACUUCUCACUCGAUAAUCACUUCGUGUACGACCAGCGCGGGUUCGCCACCAUCAUCCGUGAACAGGCAAAGACAUUCCUGUCCGAGAAUGACCCUCGCCUGCGUCUUAACACCGAGGUCACCGGCGUAGACUACAACAAGGACUCGGUCACAGUCCACACCAAGGAUGGCUCUUGCAUCCACGCCGACUACGCCAUUCUCACAUUCUCUCUAGGCGUGCUCCAGCGCGGUGGACUGCAAUUUAACCCCCCGCUGCCAGACUGGAAAUCCGCCGCCAUCAGCAGCUUCGAUAUUGGCACAUACACCAAGAUCUUCAUGCAGUUCGACGAGCCUUUCUGGAACGAGACGCAGUAUCUCAUCUAUGCUGACCCUGAGACCCGGGGGUACUACCCCGAAUACCAGCCUCUGGACCUCGAAGGUGUCCUCGAGGACUCGGGGCUCCUCGUUGCAACCGUCGUCAACGACCAGUCAUACCGAGUCGAAGCCCAAUCCAACGAGGAAACCCAGGCAGAGGUCAUGGCCGUUCUCCGAUCAAUGUACGGCGACAAUAUCUCAGACCCAAAGCACCUGUGGUAUAAACGCUGGACCCAAACACCUUGGGCAUACGGAUCCUACUCCAACUGGCCACCAGCAACAAGUCUACAAUCCCACCAGAACCUGCGCUCCAACGUCGGCAACCUCUUCUUCGCCGGCGAGGCCACCAGCCAGGAGUUCUUCGGGUACUUGCAGGGCGCUUACUUUGAGGGCACGCAUACGGGCGCGUUCAUUGCUUCUUGCCUUUCGGGAUCAGGCAACUGUACUGUUUCGGAUGAGCAGAAGAAGUACCCUGUCUUGACUGGUGUUACCCCUUAUAACUUGUAUAACUGGGAUAAUGGGUGGUUUGCGGACGCGGUUAAAUGA